Ectocarpus sp. CCAP 1310/34 is the source of this 2088-nucleotide messenger RNA. NCBI's taxonomy places the organism in Eukaryota, Phaeophyceae, Ectocarpales, Ectocarpaceae. The record is from the annotation of a GenBank genome assembly.
CAGCAACAGUUUCACCAACAGCAGCCUACACAUGUAUAACCUGCAAGAUAUCCCCGCCAGUAGGAAGAAUGUCGUUGUAGGUGAUGGUCGACUGCUACAAGUGCAAGCCAUCGGUAGUAUUAAUCUUAGUUUCUUUCAGGAGGAUGAGAAUGGUGAGAAAACGACGAUGUGUGUGAAGCUCACUGACGUGUCUGUUGUAGAGAGCCUGAGUUUCAACUUGUUCUCAACGCAUGCUUUUUCUCUGAAGCAACCAAUCCUCUACGACGAACGUGGUGCAACCCUACAAAAUGGGCUGCUCUUUGCUAGAGAGGAAAAAGCGUCUGCAGCAUAUGCCAUGCGGUUGCCGUACGACCCAUCUGCGACUAUUGUAGGCCCUGCUGCUUUGCCCGCAUUCGUGACUGCCCCCGAUUCCGCCCCCGCCGUUGGCUCCGCGCGUUCCCCUUCCCAAAAGGGGGGCUCCGCAAAAUCAUUGGUCAUUGAUGGGGGUGCUGAUUUUGACUUGGGUGCGGCCGCGCUUGGCCCUGGUGCGUCCCGGUUUGCUCUUGGUUCGACUGAAAAGUCCGUUGACAUCAACCGCUUCCACCGCUCCUUUGCCCACGCUUGCGAGCCUCUUUUGAGAGAAACUGCCCAGCAGAGAGGCAUCGUGCUCACCGGCAAGCUGGAACCGUGCACGGACUGCAUGAAGGCGAAGGGCAGGCGAGGGUCGGUGCCGCGGGGGCCGGGAGCGAGGGCGUCCAAGCCUCUCGGGCGUGUUCACCUGGACCUGUGUGGACCGCUGGUGCCUUCCCUGGGCGGCAACCUCUACCUGUUCGUCGCCGUGGACAGCGCCUCGCGGUGGAACAAGGUCUACGGUCUCCGGCGGAAGUCCGACGCGCUGGCGGCAACGAAAAGGCUGCUGGCGGACGUGGGGCGGUACGACCUCGGACGCAUCGAGUGUUUCCGCGUCGACAACGGCACCGAGUGGACCCGCGGCGAUUUCCGGCGCUUCUGCGACGACAACGGCAUCGGCGUCGAGUUCACCCCGCCUGGCGUCCCGCAGUACAACGGCGUCGUCGAGAGCGCCAUCUGGCGGAUCAUGAAGGCCGGCAUGGCCGCCCGCCGCAGCGCUGGCCGUGUGUUCCACGUCGACUUCGCCUCCAUCCCCGGCCUCGACGAGCGUGGUGACCGUCUUUGGAUGGAAUCGGCGAAGUGGGCCGCCGACGCUCUCAACCAGUCGGCGACCAAGGCCAACCCCGGGCGGCGCUCGCCACACGAGGUGUUCACCGGCGAGCAGGGGCCAUUCCGCGUGCUGCCGUUCUUCCAGCCCGGCUUCAUGCGACUCAUCUCGAUGCUUGACAAGAAUACUCUGGUGUCGAUGCUGGAGGCUCGGGGCGCGGUGGACGAGGAGCGCAGGGAGCUGGGGGGGGCGAAGGCCGAGAGCCGGGGGGAGCGAGGACCGGAGGGCAGGCGGGAGCACUCGCAGCUGUGGACCCGGGGGCCGGAGGAGCGGGCUUUCUACUCGCAUUUGCCACGCUCCUCGCCAACCGGGAAGACAUCGACGCCACGCUGCGAGACCAGCGCCCGCCGGAGCAAUGCCUUCACCUUCCUGAUUGCCAGGUGGACGAUUUCUCAGCAGACUUUCACGGAUGAGCUAGCACCAGAAUAUGGAGUAGUGGGACGUAAGAGCGUUCCGAUGUCUUCGGGUGUGAAGCUUUCUGAUUUUGAUGCGGAUGAGGGAUACGCUGAUGCGGACUUUGCAAGCAAGGCAGCAGACCGUAGGUCGGGGUACGCUGAUGCGGACUUUGCAAGCAAGGCAGCCGACCGUAGGUAUGUAUCAGAGGGGAUCGUGACGUGUGGAGGAGGCGCUAUGUCUUGGUUUUCCAGAACGCAGAAGUGUGUCACGCUUUCGACCACCGAAGCAGAGUACGUCGCGCUAGGUGACGUAGUGAAGGAGAUUUUGUUUUUGAGGCAGAUUUGGCGUUUCAUGUUGCCGCAGGUCGGCAUGCCGUGCAUCCCCAUCUUCGAGGACAACCAGGGGGCCAUUCAACUAGCGCAGAACCCCAUCUGAAACUCGAACUCGAAGCACAUAGAUGUAAGGCAUCGUUUUCU